AUGCGAAGGUUCAAUUCCUCUCAUCACAGUCAUCUCACAACCUCUUCAAAAUAUCUUCAUCAUAACGGUCAACAACAAGAGCUGAAUGAGCAUCAUCACAGAAAUUCAACACCAUAUUGGUGGCCACUUGAUGCAUUAUUGAAAAAAAUGUAUUACAGCAAAUUUACGGAUCAGAGUCCGAUGAACAUUCCUCAGAACUAUGAUGGUGGAAAUCGUGGUGAUGGUGAGGAUUAUGAUGAUAUUGAGAGAGGACGAGAGGGAAUGAAUUAUGAACUGUUCAGAGAUUCCGUUCCGGUUUCGCUUAAUGAUGGUAAUAAUCAUCUCCAUCAUGGGAAUGAUGAUGUUGAUGAACGACCAUCAUCACAAAAUUACAAUGAUCAGAAUUCGAGCCAUCGCUAUUUUACGGAACAGCCAAAAGCAAAAUAUGCUGCAUUAAGGACACAUAAAAGAUUCACCAUUAAUCCAUUGAAGGCUUGUUUGGGGAGUACAUUGACCGUUAUUUUGUUGGGGGUGAUGGCACUAAUUAUAUUACUAGUUGUUCUCUUGUUAGUGGAAAAACCACGACAAGUCAUUGUAGUCUUGUCAAUCGACGGAUUUCGGUAUGACUAUUUAGAUUUAUAUCCACAAUAUGUGCCUACCCUGUUAAAUAUGCGAAAAAAGGGAGUUUAUGUUGACAAGUUAAAGCCUUCAUUUCCAACUAAAACCUUUCCCAAUCAUUAUACAAUAGCAACAGGUCAAUAUGUCCAAUCUCAUGGAAUGGUCUCAAACAAAUUCUACGACAAAAAAGCCCCUUUUGACUCGAAAAUUUUCACACAACAGCUCACAGAUCCCUUUUGGUGGGAACAAGGAGAACCCAUUUGGAUUACAGCUCAAAAACAGAAAAUAUCAACUGCUUGCUAUGACUACCCUGCAUCGAAUGUACAAAUUCAGGGAAUGUUUCCCAACUUUUAUGAGCCAGUUUUUAUUCAUGACGAUUAUGACAUUCAAAAACGAAUUUCCAAAUUACGUAAUUAUUUAAGCAUGACAAAGAAUCAUCAAGCUGACGCUCCUAAAUUAAUCAUGUAUUAUUUAGGUUGGGUGGAUAAUGCUGCUCAUUUUCACGGAGUUCCUGAUCCUUCUAAAAAUCUCACCUCUGAGAGUAUGUAUUUUUACAAUGCUCUCAAAAUGGUCGAUGACAUGGUUUCAAAUGUCUUUCAGACCAUUUCUGAUUUACAAUUAGAGAGCCAUGUGAACAUCAUUGUGUUAUCAGAUCAUGGAAUGGAGAAUGUGAAGCAAAAAGAAAAUGGUAUUUGGAUUCAACCCAUGCUAGAUCGAUAUUUCUCGUAUCUUAACAUGACAUCUCUUAAUAUUUAUUCUAUUGCUGACUCUUACACCUCGGGCACUUUGGUUGAUUUCUAUGUGAUGCCCAAUAGCACAGAUCAAAAUGCACGUAAAGUAGCCAUCAAUACACUCUACGAAGGAAUUAAGGGAGCUAUUGACUUGUUCUCCUACCCGUGUAAAGUUUACAAAAAGGAAGACAUACCAUUCAGAUACAAGUAUACGAACAAUUCGAGAAUACCUGAUGUAUUGGUAGUGAGUGAUAUUGGUGAAUAUAGUGCCAUAGAUUCCAUGUUUUGGUGGGGAGAGAAAGCAGAUCACGGUUACGACAAUGAAGAACCUGCCAUGCAAGCCUUUUUCCAAGCUUUGGGACCUCUUUUCAAAAGUGGUGGAGUGAAAGCCUAUGAUUCAGUCGCCAACAUUCAUAUUCAUUCACUUCUCGCGGAGUUGCUCAACAUUAAUCCUUCGACACGAAAUGAGGGAAGUUUAGACGAAAUCAAAAAUGUUCUGUCCUAUGAAGUCCAUCGCUAA
Messenger RNA from Naegleria fowleri, 1848 nucleotides. RefSeq lists its product as uncharacterized. Bases 1 to 1848 code for a protein of 615 amino acids. The transcript is spliced from 5 exons. Lineage: Eukaryota; Heterolobosea; Eutetramitea; Acrasida; Naegleriidae. The record is from RefSeq and is a predicted model, not a curated record.